This is a messenger RNA of Corylus avellana, 2901 nucleotides long. Its product is annotated as ATP binding microtubule motor family protein. Lineage: Eukaryota; Viridiplantae; Streptophyta; Magnoliopsida; Fagales; Betulaceae. Gene Ontology annotation, molecular function: microtubule motor activity; microtubule binding; ATP binding. The record is from RefSeq and is a predicted model, not a curated record. Gene Ontology annotation, biological process: microtubule-based movement.
UUCCCCCUCUUUCCAUUUCCAACAAGCUUCUCUGCUCUGCUGUUUUUGCUUCUUCCUAUUGAUUUUCCCAGAAGGCCCUUGGGUUUCUUUUCGGGAAGAGUUUUGAACUUUCUGGCAUUUCGAGCAGUUUUACCAACUGGGUCAGCGAGAAAACAUUCCAGGAAUGUUUGGAUAGUGGAAAAAGCCUCAUAGAACACCUUCCUAUUGAUUUUCCCAGAAGGCUCUUGGGUUUCUUUCAGGGAAAAGUUUUGAACUUUCUGGCAUUUCGGGCAGUUUUACCAACUGGGUCAGCGAGAAAACCUUCCGGGAAUGUUUGGAUAGUGGGAAAAACCUCAUAGAAUGCCUGUGUCAACAAGGUCUCAGAUCACAAAACAGGGGCAAAAUGAGCCAAACUCAGAGCAGCGAACCAGGCCGAGAGCUAAUCAAGAAGACACCCACGUGAAUCUUCCUCUGAGAAAUCCACACCAUGGCCUCAGAGAGAAGAUGAAAGCGUUGACCCUCUUGUAUGAGCAGCAAAAGCAAGCCUCUGCAGCGCUCAAGAGCCAGUCUUUGAGGCCGCCCGAAGAGCACCGGUUUACGACCCACCCAAUCGUCGAGCUCAUCGGUAAGGAAGAAAAAGAAGAAGAAGACAAGGAAUCGAAGCGAAACAAUGUCAUGAGAGAGAACGCAAUGCCCAAAUUGCCUAAUUCUACAAUCACAAAAACUUAUGUUCUGCCUCGGCCGCCGAUCGAUGACGCCAAGGAGAAUGUGGUGGCGGGGUCGGAUCGAAUUGUCGGGUUUUCAUGCCCAAGAAAGGCAACGGUUUCAACCACGGUGGCACGGAAGCUGUCGAUGGGGGCAUUAGCGGGCAUUGGCGUGAGCAAGAAUGUGCAAGAAUUGGAGAAAGUUUCGGAGAAGCCCGGCACGGGUGGGAGUCGGAUUCUUGUGUUUGUGAGGGUCAGGCCCAUGGCCAAGAAGGAAAAGGAAGCUGGUUCAAGAUGCUGCGUCAAAAUUGUGAAUCGACGGGACCUUUAUCUGACGGAAUUUGCGAAUGAGAAUGAUUAUCUGAGGCUCAAGAGGCUUCGUGGGCGACAUUUUACUUUCAAUGCUUCGUUUCCGGACAACGCUACUCAGCAGGAGGUUUAUUCGACUACAAUAGCGGAUCUUGUGGAAGCUGUCCUGCAGGGAAGGAAUGGGUCAGUAUUCUGCUAUGGUGCCACCGGAGCUGGGAAAACAUAUACAAUGCUAGGUACGGUGGAGAAUCCUGGAGUGAUGGUUUUGGCAAUUAAGGAUCUCUUCAAUAAGAUAAGGCAAAGGAGCUCUGAUGGGAACCACACUGUUCAUCUUUCCUAUCUUGAGGUCUAUAAUGAAACCGUACGGGACUUGCUCUCCCCUGGAAGGCCUCUGGUCCUUAGAGAAGAUAAACAGGGGAUGGUGGCAGCAGGUCUCACACAAUACAGAGCUUAUUCUACAGAUGAAGUGAUGGCAAUGCUUCAACAAGGAAACCGAAACCGAACCACCGAACCAACUCGUGCCAAUGAAACUUCUUCGCGCUCCCAUGCUAUUCUGCAGGUUGUGGUUGAAUACCGAGUUAAGGAUGUUGGCAUGAAUGUUGUGAAGAGAGUAGGCAAGUUGUCACUGAUUGAUCUUGCUGGGUCAGAGAGAGCCCUUGCUACAGAUCAAAGGACACUUAGAUCUCUGGAGGGAGCCAACAUAAAUCGAUCACUCCUUGCACUGAGCAGUUGCAUCAACGCCCUUGCGGAGGGCAAGAAACAUAUACCAUUCCGGAAUUCAAAGCUCACCCAACUUCUCAAGGACUCACUAGGUGGUGCUUGUAAUACUGUAAUGAUUGCCAACAUCAGCCCAAGCAAUCUCUCAUUUGGUGAAACCCAAAACACCCUUCAUUGGGCUGAUAGAGCCAAAGAGAUCCGGACAAAGGCAUGUGAGGCAAGUGAAGAAUUGCAACAGCAAGUGCCUGAAUCUGAAACUGACAAGGCCAAGCUUUUACUUGAAUUGCAGAAAGAGAACCGUGACUUGCGAGUACAGAUGGUACGCCAACAACAUAAACUACUGAACAUUCAAGCACAAUCCUUGGCUGCACAUGCCUCUCCAACCCCUUCUUCAGUUACUUCUUCUCUGUUGACUCCUCCCACUACUACUACUGCCCAACCAAAUGAGAAACGAAAACCCAGAGCCUCUUUCUUAGCUGGGAAUUGUUUUACACCAGAAUCCAAGAAAAAGGGGGCAGAGGAAGAAGUCAGAGAGCUUCGGCAGACUGUAAAGGCUUUGGAGACAGAAAUUGAGAAAAUGAAAAAAGAUCAUACUUUGCAUCUAAAGCAAAAGGAUGAUUUGAUUCGUGAGCUCUCACAGAAGAGUGAAAAGCAAUCAUCAGGAGUGAAAAGAGUCGUCACGAGGGCUAGCUUGCGGCCAAAGGAGCCAAGCACUGGUGAGUUGAAGAGCCCUAGUCACCGUUUCCGGUCACCAAUCCCUACAGCUAAAAAAAGAAGCUUUUGGGACAUAACAACAGCUAACAGCCCCUCAGUUGCUACAUUAAAUGGAAGAAAAACUAGAAGCCAUGUAAUUUCUGAACCUGCAGCGGCUCCCUCCAUGCUUCUUCAGCCAGGUUUUGCUCGACAAAAGCCCGAGCCACUAAAGUAACAUAGAAAGGAGAAGGUGAGAAGACCAGCAUGUUCUGCAUAUAGUGUAUCUUCCUAAUUAGAACAUUCCAUCUGCUCAAUCGGUAGGUGGUAUUUUGUGUUUUCCUCUACUUGUCGUGUGAUCAACAAAGCAAGUAUCUCAAUGCUUCAUUUGUACAAUCUCCUCAUCAAACAAUACCACCCUCACUUAUUCCUCUAGUUCUUAGCCAUGCUUGGAGAAUCCAAAAAAAUAAAUAAAUUUAUAAUUUAUUUGUUUUUAAGAAUA